CCGCUGCCGUAGGUAUGAAACCACUGCUGGAAGAGACACAUGGAAUGAUGUCGAGCAGCAAAACGACUCUUGCUUUCCUCAUCUACGGGCUCCUCGUACAAUGCAACGUGUUGAGUUACCCCAACAUCAGAAUGGAGACUGCAGGAUUUGACGAGGAGGGAAACUCAUUAACGGAUCUAACCUUUGACACUGACCAGAUCACUAUUCGAAGCUCUCCUUCAGUUACUGAAGACGCAUACACAUUAUACAGUCCUCCAUCGAAAAGAUUGGAAAGGCAUGCUGACGGGAUGUUUAAUAAAGCCUACCGGAAAGCGCUCGGUCAGUUAUCAGCACGGAAAUACCUGCAUACACUGAUGGCAAAACGCGUGGGCGGAGGAAGCACGAUAGAGGACGACAAUGAGCCGCUCUCAAAGCGUCACUCGGACGGGGUUUUCACGGACAGCUACAGUCGCUACCGGAUGCAAAUGGCCGUACAGAAAUAUCUUGCCACGGUCCUUGGCAAAAGCCCUGAAGACUUAGAUUUGCACCAAUUUCUACAAGACGUAGACUUUGGUGUGCUCCCGGAUGGGGAUGGGAUUGAGGCAUUUUUGUUGGAUUGGCUGAGACAGUUCCCUCCUGAAUUCCCGGCUUUGUGACACAGGAGGCAGCUAGCGGCUUGGGUGCCUUUGCUUCAUCUUUAAAAUGGCCACCAAUUUCACAUGGCACAUUAGUGGCCCUCCAAAUGCUGC
Messenger RNA from Sinocyclocheilus anshuiensis, 728 nucleotides. It is a transcript of the gene adcyap1a, whose product is annotated as adenylate cyclase activating polypeptide 1a. Bases 15 to 635 code for a protein of 206 amino acids. Gene Ontology annotation, molecular function: neuropeptide hormone activity; peptide hormone receptor binding; pituitary adenylate cyclase activating polypeptide activity. The record is from RefSeq and is a predicted model, not a curated record. NCBI's taxonomy places the organism in Eukaryota, Metazoa, Chordata, Actinopteri, Cypriniformes, Cyprinidae. Gene Ontology annotation, cellular component: neuron projection; perikaryon; extracellular region. The transcript is spliced from 7 exons. Gene Ontology annotation, biological process: positive regulation of ERK1 and ERK2 cascade; neuron projection development; adenylate cyclase-activating G protein-coupled receptor signaling pathway.